This is a messenger RNA of Cervus elaphus (red deer), 4470 nucleotides long. RefSeq names its product mucin-3B-like. NCBI's taxonomy places the organism in Eukaryota, Metazoa, Chordata, Mammalia, Artiodactyla, Cervidae. The transcript has 11 exons. The record is from RefSeq and is a predicted model, not a curated record. Bases 830 to 3334 code for a protein of 834 amino acids.
GACUGCCAUCACCACCAAUACCUUGACAUCGUCCACGAGUGUGCCUUCAUCCACUCCUACCACAACCACAGAGCCAGCCUCCACUUCCUCCAGAAGCACGAGCCCUCUAUCCAGUAUCCCCACUCCCUACACCACUUCUGUCCCUUCACCUUCCACCAGUACUCCUACCAGGUCCACGACAGAAAUCACCACUCCCACGGACACUGCAGCCCCCACCUCGACCACAACCCCUCUGUCCCCGCCCUCCACUACAGAAACCACCCAGGCUGCUAGCACACACUUGGUGACCACAAUCACCCCCACAACAGUCCAUACCACUGCGAUCCUCACCUCUUCAACCACCUACUCCACCACGAGCACAGCCACAUCUGCAUCCACUGCAUCCCUCCCUGUCUCCACCACUGUGCAGACAUCCACGACUGUACCUCCAUCUUCUGUCAGUACAGAAGCAUCUACCGUGACACCAGCCACCAGUGAGUCCACAUCCGGGAAUCCCGUUGGUUCCUCAACCUUCAAGCCCGACCUCAGCUCCACCGUUACGCUGUCUAGCUCCACCGUUACGCUGUCUAGCUCCACCCUCCCCACCACAGAUAUCAUCCCAUCUUCCCCUACUACCCAUAAUACAAGCACAACCUCUAACAUCAUCACAACCUUAGCCACUGGGCCUAGUGGCACAUCCGUGUUCCCUUCCACCCAAAGUACAGCAACUGCCUUCCUCUCUAGCAGCAUUCCAGCUGCAUCUUUAAGCCCUUCUCUUGUGCCUACCAGCAGUACCUGGACCACUCAGGCAGACAGUACCACCUCAUCUGCCUUGAGCACGUCUAAUUCAAUGCAGGAAACGGCUGAAACCACUUUGGCACCCACCACCACUGAUACAUACACGUAUCAGUCCAGUUCCAUGGGACUGUCCUCCACUGCAGCUUCUACACAAACAGCCAAGACGAGGGACACAACCCUGCUUGCUUCAUCUGCUUUAAGAACCACAGCCACUCCUAUCAGCACCAUUUCUUUAGAGUCUCUCACAACAGAUAUUACUUCUCUUUCUCCAAUCACACCCUCAGUCACUCACACAAGUACAGUCCAUGUUCAGACAUCUCCAGUCUCUACUCCAGUGACCAGUAGUACCUUGACAGCAUCCAGUUUGCCUGUAUCAUUUCCAUCUUUCCCAACCACAGAACUGGUACCCACCGAAACCACAGACACCACCCCUCCAUUUACCCUACCCACAAUCCCUGCCACCCAGGCCAUGUCCACCCCUUCACCUCCGACUGGGACGUUUACCACAGCCAGAACUGAAGUCCCCACUCCCACAUAUACGUCUCCCCCUGCCACCUUGAUCACAGCGUCUCUUAGCACUCCCUCAACCACAGAAGUUGUUAAGACUGGGACCUCAAACAUGGUAACACCACCCACCUCCAUAACAGCUCUCAGUACUUCAGGUGUUUCUCCCUCUUCAGCUUUCCCCAUAUUGAGUACCUCUACUAAUGCGAUAAGUACCCCUUUUGGUACCAUCAUCUCCUCUUCAAUACCUGCAAUAACAAUAUCAUCUCUAUCUUCUACCAGCCCAAGUUCAGAGACCUCCACAACAAGUAGUUCUUUUUCUACCUCCUCUCAAGCGUCCAGCACAGAAAUCACAGGCCCUUCCUCUGUCACUACCUUUCCUACUUUUUCAUCAACUGAAACGACAAGAACUUCCCCCACCGUGACUUCCCUGACAACCUCUCCCACCCGAACGACAACCAUGCUGACUCUGUCUUCCACCACCCCGUGUCCAGAAUCCAUAUCAGUUACAAUAGUGUCUGCUUCUCCCACUACACCAUGUAUAGAAGUGGGUCCAAACACCAAUGUUACCUCUACACCCACCGUUCCAUUGUCAGUUUUUACCUCUACUACUGAGAUGGCCACCUCUCCCAGUUCCACAACCAUGACAACUCUCUUCCCUGUGAAACCGGACACUUCCACUUCCUUUCUGGAAACUCACCCCACCAACCAGACCGCUGCUCCUGGUUCUAUCAGCACUGGAACCACUCCCAUUAGCAUGGUUUUCCCGAGCACACAAAGAUCCACCACUGGGACCUGGAUCAGCACCAGCUUUGUAACUACCCCACGUGUAACGGGCUUCACUAGCCUCCCACCGACCGUGAAGCCAAGUAGCAGCUCUUCAUCUUCCAUCGUGACUACAAGCAAGUUGACAGCCCCCAGCCCAGCCAUCAGCAGUACUUCAGGGAUACCAGCGAGCACCACCAAGACUCUCUCCACCGUUACGUCAUCCAGGACAACUUCAACCACAACCCAGACGACCACACAGUCCAGGCAGACCACCACCCCAGACCGUUGUGACAAUGGUGGCACCUGGACACAGGACCACUGCUCCUGCCUUAGCACUUUCUAUGGCCCCAAAUGCGAGUUCGCUGUGGAAGAGAUAAAUACGGACAAGGUGGACGCUGAAGUGGGCAUGGAGGUGUCUGUCAACCAGGAGUUCUCCCCGGACCUCAAUGACAACAGUUCUAAGGUCUACAAGGAUUUCACGAAAGCCUUCCAGGAUCAGAUAAAGAAGAUUUACCAAAACGUGCAGGGAUUCAAGGAGGUGCAGAUCCUUUCUCUGAGGAAUGGCAGCAUCGUGGUGGAAUAUCUAGUCCUGCUGGAGUUACCCUUCAGCACCCAACUGGAGGAGGAGUAUGAGAAGGUGAAGGUGGCCUUGAAGGAGGAGCUCCAGAAUGUCAGCCAGGACGGGGACAACUGCCAGAAUGACCAGGUCCUGUGUUUUAAGCCUGACUCCAUCAAGGUGAACAACGCCACCAGGACGGAGCUGUCACCGGAAGCUAUCUGUCGCCGCGCUGCUGCCAAAGGUUACGAGGAUUUCUACUUCCCUUUCCUGGAGGAGAACCAGCUCCGCUGUGUCACCAAUUGCACGGCCGGCGUGGAAGGCGCCAUUGACUGCCAUCAGGGCCAAUGCGUUCUGCCGAAGAGUGGUCCUUCUUGCCGCUGCUUCUCCACGGACACGCACUGGUUCUCGGGCCCGCGCUGCGAGGUGGCCAUCUCCUGGAAGGCGCUGGUCGGGGGCCUGGCGGGAGCCGGGGCCCUGCUUCUGUUGCUGCUGGUGGUGGCGCUGAGCGUGUUCGUUGUGCGCUCCCGGAGGAGGGACAGGCAAGGCCAAGGCAGGGACGACAGGAAGUGGUUCGAGACCUGGGAUGAGAACACUGCGGGGACUUUUUCUAACUCGGGCUUCGAAGAUGACAUUAAUGAAGAAAACUUCCAUGUGGCCUUGGACACCGUGGACACCAAUGCCACGGUGUAUAUUGACAGACCUGAAGUGGCCUUGUCCUCACUGUGAGCCCACAUUGCCCUCUCCACCUGCCCAGACAGCAGAGAGAACCAUCUGCACUGCAUUUGGAGAGAUGGCUGCAGGCUUUUGCAGCUCAGUCUUCUGGUUUCCUAGGGCAUAACAGACCUCCAUCUACCCUCAUCCCCCAGCUUGGGUAAAAUCUACCUGGAGACCCAGUUCAAAUCCACACUCUUCCACUGUGGGACCUUGGGCAAAUCAAUAACUUCUCCGAACUUCGGUUUUGUCAUCUGUAAAGUGCAAGUGGCCCACUCCUCCUGACACCUCCUGUGGGUUUCAGUAAAGCCAGGUGUCCUGGGUCCGACCUCUGUCCAAUGCACCUUCCUGUUGGCCUUCAUCUCAUAUGGCUUCACUCACAUCCCAGUUCCCAUGUCCUUCCCCGAGGCUCGCGCCUCUGUCUCUCCUUUUCCUGUGUGCACCCCUACUGCCAGCCAGGUCCUCCCCCGGUACCUGUAAGCAGCCUGCAGCCUGUCCCAGCCUCUUACCCUGUCCUCCUGUAACUCCCUGCUGUGCCCCUCCACCACUUCUUAACCCUCUCCCCUCUGAACCCACUUCUUCUUAAGUCCCUCCUCCCCCACACUCCUGCCCUGUGUCUCCCUGUUCCUAUACUUUCCCCUUCCUCCUCUUUCUACCCUCAACCCUAAAUGCCCCCUGCCCCCCACAUCUCCGUGCCCCACUCCUAAAUCCUCGCUCCUCCCCACCUCCCCUCCCUAGGUAGGUACAGAUGCCCUCUGCAUCUUAGGACCCCCAACUGGUGUUCUCUAGGCCAGGCCCCCCAUUCUGAGUCCCCAUCCUUCCUGUCACCCCUAAGGGCCCUGGAUCCCGGUGGGUGGAGGGUGGCAGGCAGGUUCCCAGGUCCCUGAAGAUGAGGGGAAGAGGGGCCCUGAGGUGGGAAAGCUCCCUCAGCCCCUCCUCCCUGUUCCCCUAACUCUUCCUCUUCUCUCUUAGUGCCCCCCAUUUCCUACCCCUCCCGACCUCUCCUCCCCUUUCCUCUCCCUGGUUCAUCCCCAUCUCUGCUAUGACCUGUGAAGCCAGAAGCCCAGCCUUCCUUUGCAGGAAGACCUCACUUGGGGACAGGAAGUCUGCAAGUCUCCAGUUCACCCAACUGUACAUAAUGUAAUAUUUGU